This is a messenger RNA of Cercospora beticola, 1008 nucleotides long. RefSeq lists its product as uncharacterized. Gene Ontology annotation, molecular function: protein binding. Lineage: Eukaryota; Fungi; Ascomycota; Dothideomycetes; Mycosphaerellales; Mycosphaerellaceae. The record is from RefSeq and is a predicted model, not a curated record.
AUGGCUGACAGCGUGGUGGACAUCGACCCGGAUGGCGACGUCGUCCUUGUCUGCGGCUCAGCCGACAAAACCAAGCGACUUCGAGUUUCAUCGAAAGUGCUCUCACUUGCGUCGCCAGUAUUCAAGACCAUGCUGGGUCCUGACUUCAAAGAGGGCAAGCGGCUGUCCAAACACGGGUCACUCAACCUGCCGCUUCCUGAUGACGACGGCGAAGACAUGACCAUCAUCUGCAACAUUCUGCACUUCCGCCACAGCAAGCUGCCCAGGCAGCUCGAUACCAUCAAGCUGCAGGAUAUCUCCGUGCUCGCCGAUAAGUACAGUUGCACGAUGGCGCUGGGCCCGAUCGUAGAGCAUUGGGUCGAAGAACUCCGCAAAGAUUGUUCUGACGCCGUCAGAGUCAUCUUGAUCUGCGCUUCGUUUCGUCUACACUUGCCAUUGAUGUUCGGCGAACUUGGACGCGAGCACAUCCUGCGCUACAAUGGCAAAUGCACACUUGUUGGUGAUCGGCCUGAGCAAGAGGUUCUUCAGAAACUCUUUGAUGCCAUGAACGUCGAGGCCCUGAACGCACGUGGAAAGAUUGCGAAGUUUGUCGACACGAUGAUGGUCAUGCACUGUGAUACGGACAGCACGCACGGCUCUAAUUGCCCUCGCGCUCUCGACUACGUUGUUGGUUUCCUUCGAACACUGCGCCGUGCUGAGCUAUGGCCCAUGCACACCACCUCUGACCACACCCUGGAGUCUCUGCUGAGCAAGAUGAGAUCGGUCAAUUGGCAGCAGGUAGAACUGAGUACUAGGACCUGUGGUCACAGCAGCUGGACGGACACUUGCUUCUGCUCAAGCGGCAUGAGCAGCACCAACCCUACACUCAAUGGUAUAUUCACAAGUCGAGCAGACAAAAUUGUAAAGGAGAUUCCAGAGCUUUGUUUGGGAUGCGCGCUCGAAGGCGCAACUUGGAAGAAGGCCGAUUGUGAUCAUCCUCAAGGUUCAUCGUCACCAUUCGGGAUCUGA